Molecule: messenger RNA, 258 nt
Organism: Fomitopsis serialis
Lineage: Eukaryota; Fungi; Basidiomycota; Agaricomycetes; Polyporales; Fomitopsidaceae
Exons: 2
Molecular function (GO): heme binding; oxidoreductase activity, acting on paired donors, with incorporation or reduction of molecular oxygen; monooxygenase activity
Source: RefSeq, a predicted model, not a curated record
GCCAUCGCUCACGAUGAGACAUUAUAUCCCUUUCCUUUCACCUUCGACCCUGAACGUUAUCUUGGCCCCGAACCGCAACAGGAUCUCCGGAAGUUCGCAUUCGGAUUCGGGCGGCGGAUCUCAGGCCCAGGCCAGCACUUUGCCGAGACAUCUCUAUCCCUGAACGUGUCUAGCCUGCUUACCGUGUUUAACCUAUCGAAGGCGGUCGACGAGCAUGGCAGGGAGGUCGACCCAGACGCGAGGUGGACUUCAGGUAUC